GUUUACUGCAGUAUUUCUAGUUUCUUCAGUCACAGGGAAAAACAGUGGACUGUGAAGAGCCUUGUUGCACAAAAUCCUUUGCGACAAAAGGUCAUACAGCACAAACUAGCUCAUGGCACUAUUUUAAAUGAAGGAAAGCUCUUAGUACUUCGAGAAGGUAGAAAUCUCAGGAUCACGUCACAUUGUAGGUAAGUUUAUAGGAUCUUGGUCUUUUCAAGUAAUUUCAUACACAGUGGUAUGUGUAAACUGAUUUAGAGUAACUGUACAUACUAUAUAUACAUAUAGCGGUAUAGUUGUCAUCGAAUUCUGUAAUCUACACAAAGAGAUUCUAGGGAAUCUGCCUUAUAACAAAACUAAAAAAGAAAUAUUUGUGCCUGUAACUAAAGAACACUCAAGCCAAGCUGCUUUGGGUUUUGGGGUUUGUUUGUUUUUUUUUAGAUUCAGGGGACAAAGCUUUAGAGGUUGAUUAUGAACCACAAGGGGGAUCCUGGAUGGUUUGAAACAGUAAGGUGUAGAACACAACACUACAACAGGAAAGUCUAAAAACUUAACAAAAAAGAAAGUGUCUGCUGAACCAUGAAUGCUCUCGUUUGCAUUGAGUCUUGUGAGAAGAUGCAAUUUGACGUUGGACUCCAGCAGGAAAAUACUCUGGUGCUAUCUAGUGUGGGUCUCCAAAAAAAACGGGAAAAUAGGUUCUCUUAUAUGUGAAGUCCUAAGGAAAGAAUCAAGGUUUACCUUAUUUAAGAUAGCCCAGAUUGGGGGAAAAAUAAAAAUCUUGGUUGUGGUUUGAUAGGCACAAGAACCUGGUGCUCAUUUUGCAGUGACAGCAUCUGUUAGGUUCUUAUGCUGGUUUACUGUCAUGCUAUUGUUAAAAUGGUAACUGAAAACUUGAAAACUUCCUAGAACUAAAAAUAAUAGGUUAGUUUUACAAAUAAAACUUAUUAGGAUGCUGUUGUAAGUAGUUUGGUUUGUUUCCUUAAAUUGAGAAGUACAGUUUUAAAUCAGGAGUUUCUCAUGAGUGAGUAUUAAGAUCCGUUAAGUAUAUCUUACUCCACAGCUUUGAGAACAAAUACCACUGAGGAAGGGCUAAAUACUUUUUUUUUUUUGAGGUCUACUCCUAAACACUGAGUAUUUUCAAAUGAAAAUUAGAUGUUUUACAGCCUGAAAUUCAUACAUGUAAAAGCUGAUCAGUACCUGGAUAGACUAAUUUUUAAUGUCUAGUUUCAUUCUAUUCCCAGGAAAAUGGGAAGCAAAAAUGAUUAUUAACAGUAGGCUGUAAACUCAUAGAAAUAAAAAAAAAUCUAGCAGUCUUAGCAGUAAAGCUGUUUUUGUUGUUGAUUAAGGAAUGUUAUUUAAUGUUCUACUGACUAUUUUGCCUUCCCCUUUGGGUGCUUUUGUUUACCAUGGUUUUGAUAGUUACAAAGUCAUAAGUUUUCAUCUUUUGAUGCGUUUUGUUGUGUCAGAUUGAAGAUGGUGAUAUGUAAUUAUAUUUUCUUAUGACUUUUAAUUAAAACUCAAAAGCAACAACAACAAAAUAUUAAAACAUAGAGUAUUUUUAAAUAAUUAGUUUUAAGUUUAUGGGGCAUGAAAUAAAUCAGAAAAGCAAGUGUUACAGAAUCAUAGAAUGGGCUGGGUUGAAAAAGACUAAGGUCAUCUAUUUUCAAGCCCCCUGCUCUGGGCAGGGUUGCUAACUACUAGAGCAGGCUGCCCAGAGCCACAUCCAGCCAGGCCUUGAAUGCCUCCAGGGAUGGGGCAUCCACAACCCCUCUGGGCAACCUGUUCCAGUGCCUCACCACUCUCUGAGUAAAAAACUUUCUCCUAAUUUUCAGCCUAAAUCUCCUGUCUUAGUUUAAAACCAUUCCCCCUUGUCCUAUCACUUCCAACACAUGUAAACAGGCGUUCCCCUGUUUAUUAUCAGAAGCUUUCAUAGUUCCCUCUGUUGUGAGUAAAUAAACUUGUAUUUAAGGAAAGCGCAAUUCUCAUGCCUUUGAGAUUUAAGAAGAUUCAUGUUUAGUGAGAAGUUUAAUCAGCAGCUUGACUGCCAAUAAAUAUGGGAGGAAUAGGUGUUUGUGAGCAUAGCAGAAAGGAAUUUUAAGUUUUAUUAGCCAGAAAUAGGGUCUUAUUAAAAUCAUGAUUAAAAAUAGCAUAGAACCAAAAAACAUCUCAAGGGGAGAGAUUUCAAAACUCACUUCUCAGGUUAAUGGGGAUUGCAGUUGGUUCUUUUUCUUGAAAUCUUUAGUAUAAGUUCCAAAACUGUGUUAAGUGCAGUAAGUACUGGAAACAAUUGGAUUGCUUCAGGAUGAUUCAAUGGAGGUUGGGCUAGAUGGUCAAGUUACAGCCUUUCUCAGGCUUGAAAUGUAAAAGUCUGUUUAGUCUUUGCACAGUAGAGACCAGUCUGCUGAAAACGUUUUAUUCUUUUGGACUGAAGUUGUCCAUUAAUUACAAAAGGGGAAAUGGGAUGGGGCAAGGAGAAGGAGACUUGUUUUUUUUGUUUGUUUAUUUUACAGGCAGUAAAAUUGAAUCCACUGCAGCCACCAAAUCCUAGAUUCUCAGUCACGUUAGUAACUCCAGCUGGCAGAGGUGGAUAGAGGUGCAUGCCAUGUUUCCCAACUGGUUGGUCAGGUAGUCCAGGGCUGUAAGAAUUCCUUCAAGAGCAUCAUGGUUUGUCUUUUUGCAUGUUAUCUUACUCUUAGCGUACUCUGAUGUGGGGUUCAUGGCUAGAUUGGCUGUAGUUUCUCAUCCUUAGUUCCACUGUUGAUGAUGGCACCUGAGCAGUCCAUUGCUACAGUGAAAUGAGGAUGACAACCUGCCCUUCAUUUGGAGACAUUGGUUGAAAAAGAUGUCUGGACAAUCCAUCUUCACGUUUCAAAGGCAGGUGGACGCUUGUGGGCAGACUGCUUUCAGGACAUCGGUUUGAGUGAAUUCUGUCUGCGAGGUAUUUAAGUGUUACAUUCCAAUCCUGCAAAAAAAUUGUCAAUAGCUACCUGCUGUCAUGCUGUGCACUUAGCGGAGGACUCGUCGAUAUGCAUGGCAUGUGUCUGCCUUUUGGCUUUGGAGUGUGCUUCUUUGCGAUGCUUAUCUGGGGCAGUGGAACAGAGGUGGGUGUUGGAGGGCUGAAGUUCAUUGUAAAUGACACCUAAGAGUGGGAAGGCAAGGAUCUUCUUAAGGAAACUGGAAAUGGAAGAUUAGAAGCUAGUGUCAUCUCCAGAUUUGCCCAGAAGAAAGGUCUCUAACAGAUAAGAUCUAAGAACAUAAUCUGUAAGACAAAAAAGGUCAGGGAAGCAGUUGGAAAAUGGAGGUAGAGAGAAUAUACAAAUUACUGUACAGCUUGCAGACCUGUGACUGUAGAGUUUGUCAGCUAGAUGUUUGAGGCAUUUAUUAAAAAAAAAAAAAAGUCAUCUUUAAAGCAUUAACUUUACAAAAGAAUCAGAAAAUGUAUUAAGUCUCUGCAAUGGGAAAGAGAUCGUUGCUUUUUGCCAAGGUGGGUUGGACUGGGAAAGAACCUGAGUGCAGAGGUAACUGUUUCUGAAUCAUCCAGGGAAAUAAGUGAUGCUUCCUCAAAUUCACAUUACUAAUACCUCAUGUUCAAUAGUCAUAAAAGAUGUCGCUCAAAAUGGUGAAAAAACAGUGUAACUCCUUAUGGUUAAAUUAAGGCACCCUCCAGAGUGUUUUUGAUGCUUUUCGAGAAGAAAACUGGGUAAACUCUUGAAAUUGCAGCCUUCAUGUAGUCAGUAUUCUGGAGGUGGUACGCUAAAAUACUGUAAGGUUUAUGAAUGUUUUACUAAACGCUGCUGACAUUCUAAGAAUCUGCAUUUUGUAUGCAAGAUUUCUUCUAUCCAGGUUGAAACAGCUGCUGGUGGCAUAAGGAGAAUAAAACAGUUGGAGUAAAUAGCCUUGUUUAAAUUUUAACAUAAGUUAAACUAACUUUUGGGCUGGAAGAAACAGAGAGAAUUAAGAACUUUCAGGGAGCAAAGUUAAUUUAAUUCAACCUGACCAGUUAUUGUGAGGCAGUGUAGUUCUCAGGGAACAUAUGCUGACCUCCAUUUCCCAGGGAGAAGGUAUGCAUUGUAGAAACCAUAGCCUGUAGUUGUAUUCAUUGUAUUAAAAAGAGCAAUGAUGGUGUCUGGGAUACAGAAGCUAGCUAGGACUAGAAUAAAGAGCAAGACAACAGUUAUUUCUCCCAGCAGUUUAUGGUAAGUUGAGAAUCGCUUGGGAGAUUGUCCUGGAGCAGGGUUUAAAACAUCUUUGUCUCAUUCACAGAGCCUUUUCAGCAAGUCUCCUGUGACUCCUCAGUUUGUAUCCUGCAUCUAAUGCCUCUGCAGUGCUAGCAGCUGCCUGUGAGUCCCGUGUGUGUCAUUCGUGGUCUAUAAGCUCUGUGCUUUCACUUUUCUGUCUCUUCACGCGUCACUCUUUUGGAUAGCUUUGUUCUGUUAGUUGAGGCUUAUACCUCUAUUUAUUUCACUUGUUUUUUUUAACUUCACUCCUGCAGGCAACGUAAGGAAGAUGAAAUAACAGAUGUCCACUUUCCCUCUGAUUUCUGACGUGAUUUCAGCUCUUUUUGUAGUCUUUUGAGGUCUCAGGCAUGAUGAGGCCCAGCUUACUAUGGUAGCUGUAGGCUUCUAAACAAAGUGCAUAGCACAAUGAAGCAAGGCUUUGGUCCUAAAAGGCUUAUACUGGAUGCUGUGUUAACUGUUCUGCACACAAGAAAAAUGUUUUCCUGUGGUGCUCUGGUUUAAGCAAGAUGUAAUUUAGGAAGCUGAGUUUUGAUAGCUAACCUGCCAGAGCUUGCACCUCUGUUAGAGGGUGGUAAGAGGAGCUGUGUAACCUGGUUACCGUACUGAAGCAGCUCAGUUCCCACAGUGCCUCCCUCCUUUCCCCCAGAGUGAGGAAAAACAUGAGUGCCUAUAUGGAAUGGGGGGCGGAAGGGGAUUAUCCAUCUUUCCAGUUACUUCAUCUGUAAGAAAUUCCACCUUGUUUCACUUACAGGUGCUGUUGCAGUGAGAAAAAAAAGAUGCCUCUUUCUUCUUUCAGAAAGAUGGUAGAAGAAUGCAGGACACUUCACUGGGUCUUUGUGUGUGAAGUACCUAAUCUGGUUGCCCAAUGCUUAGUUCCAGAGGACUUACUAUGAGGAAAUGAAGUGGUACAAUGACAAAUGUCUGGGUAGUCAUCUUGUUCUUUUUCCUGAAUAGAUAAGGCAUUUAAUUAGCUGGCAAGCCUCAAAAGCAAAAAACACUGUGCAGCUGUUAGCCUCUAGGGCUUCCAGAAAGAUUUUGUGAUUAAUCUGCAUAUUGAUCUCUUUUCUUAAAGCACAGAUAAACCUUGUCUUACUGAUCUGACAGAAGCUGGUUGUAGGGCUGGCAGACGGAGUUUCCCCUUCGGAAUGGGUAUAAAUGAUGUUACUCAACCGCUGUGGCAUCUUCCUGGUGGUUCUGCACAUUGUAGAUUGUGAUGGAUGAGGAUGUGUUGUACCUUUUAGGAGGAAAAAGUGAACGUCAUCUCUGGACUGACCAUCACUGCAAAAAGGAACAAGAAGGUGAUGCGUUUGCCGUGAAUGGAUGAGAGCAGCAUGCAGAUGCUGUGAACAUUGGAGAAGUGAAACACAGAAAUCAACUGUUCUGCCAUGCUCCGGAGCAAAGAUCACUGAUCCUCCCUGGUUUAAGGGCCAAAAAUACCCUGCAGGUCGGAAGGUUAAAAAAGUCUGCUGUUCAAAACUAGCCAAAGUCAACAAAAAGGCAACUAAAGGUGUGCCUCCCAAGUUGGCUCCAGUGCAAAUAAGGAAACACUGCAAGCCUUGUGCUCAGCCAGACCCUCUGCGGAUUCCUGGACCCCUUCCGCGGUUAAAAUAAGACUGAGCAGGGUGAAGAAAAGCAUCUGCCUGCCAGCACAUCUCACAGUGCUUCACUUGGUUGAGGGUCUUCCUUUUACAGAUAGGGCCUGAAUGUAUGCUAUUCUUUUUUUAGCUGGGAGGGGCUUCAGUCAAUAAUGCUUACUCAGUCCCCCAGGCUCCUUCAUCUUGUUAACAUUAACCUGCCAUCUAAAGAGACAGGUAAAACUGUCUGGCUGCUACUGGAUUUUUUCAGUUGCAUGUUCCUCUGUACCAAACAGGGAUUUAGCUCCCCAAACAAGACAGAUGAGAGCUGGCUGUAUCGCUUUGGACUGCAUUUUCAGAUGGGGAAGGGCUGAAGUUACUGUCUCUAGUUAUCAGUAUAUAUAUAUUUAACCUUUUAUAUGAAUAACUUCUUUUAUAUAGACAAAUGGAUUUUCUUUGUAGCUAGGCACAUGAUGAAUUUGUUCCUGCAACAUUUGCUCUCAGUGCUUAAAAUCCACUUGGAAGUGGAUUUCUAUCAAGUGAGAAUGAACUUAUGAUUUAGAAAGGGUUGAGAAACUAGAUUCCAAUAGUUGGGAAGGACCAGAGGACCAGAUUCAAGUACAGUGGCAAGCAUUUUAAUGUCUGGAGUAGGGGAGGGAAAAACACCUGUUCUUUAACUUCCCAGAAGAAUGUCAUCGGCUGGUUAUUAAAAGGCAUUCUGGAAAGGUGUAAGGCUAGUCAGAUUAUUUUUUUUCCUCCUGAAGCCAGAAGGCAAUUGUUCUUUCAAGGCACUUGAGUUGUGUGAUCAUGCCGAUAAACAAAAUUCACUGGAGUAUGAAAUUAAACAAAUGUUAAGAAUAAUACCAAAGGGCUGAAUAAAAGAGAAAGAGAAAUGCUCCCUGCUAAUACAAUUAGCAGUCACUGGGGUCUUUUCUCAGGUAUCUCCUGUCCUUUUCCUGGCUGUCUCCUGCAUAUGCUGCUAUUUCUAUGCCCAGGGUGAGUCCUUAAGCCAGAAUUAAUUGGAGGUUUAUGAAUUUGGCUUUCCUUCUAAUGAAUGUGACAAGGUGUGGAAAGCUUUUUCUGCUCUUGGGCAAACAGCACUUUGAAAAUAGUAAUUUUACUCUCAAUACUCAGAGUAAUGCUAUUUCCCUAAGGUAAUUUCCUGUAUGAUAAAGAUGGUCUCAGUGCCCUUUAGUCAUCUGGGGGAGUUGAAUGGGUAUGGUCAUAUGCCUGUUGUAACCACCUUCAGGUAAAUGUGUUACCUGUGGGUCAAAUUAAUGGGUACUUACUUACGGGCUGUGCUUUCUCAUGGUCAGUGUUUCUAUUGUACUGAACAAUUGAAGCAAUUUCUUGGACUCCUACAUGCUUGUUAUUAUUUUAUUUUCUUAGUGCUCUUGUGAUUAGGUAGAUCUGACCCUCAUCUUCCUAGUUUUGAGCUGACCAUGCACAGCAUUUUCAUAUCAAGACUAAAAAAGAUCCUCCAAUCCUCACAAGAUCUGAGCCAAGAGGUUGGUGAAUAAGCUGUUUGAUAAUUCUGCUGCCGAUCUCUGGGCAAACUUUAUUUUUGUCUUUUGUAGCUCACAGAAAGUAUCUCAGGAACACGAACGAUGAGCAGAUGUGAAAAGUAUUUUGGCUAUUAAAUGUUUGCAUCAGGAGUUUACACAGAGCUGUAAACACACGGCCAUAUCUUACAAAGCAUUACUAAGAGGUACGAGGAUUCUGUUCUCUAACAUGAGCUUAAGCCCAUUUGUUUCAUAUUUAAAAAAUGCUAUAAGAUUAUCUUGGCCCCACAUCCUCCAAACAGUCUGCUCCACACUCCGAUCCUCCUUCAAGCAAAAUGUUCUGACAGCAAAAGCAUAAAGUCCCAAAGACCAUCAACACUAUUACAGAAAUACUUUGUCUUUAGAGGGAUGCAGGGACAUCAUCCUAUGUACUGGAAUAUUUUUACUCACCUAGUUUCUCAAACUAGCCUCAAGGUAAGGUUGAGGGCUAUUCAAACUCAAAAGUAAGUUACUUCUGUGAGGUCCUAGUCCUGACUGAACAAACUAAAGCAGGAUUCCUCAAGCUAUUUCACCACUCAUUGUGACUGUUGCCCAAACGGGCUCUUUGCGUGGCCUACAAGUAUCGGGAGGUCAUGCAUCAGCCUCCUGUAGGUGCUUCCUCAGCAAAGUUGGACUUUUAUUUCCUGAACCUUUUUCCCUGUGUGGUAGAACAGAGCUACCAUCUGAUCAUGGCUUUGUUUACAGGCCCCUGUUCUUCAUCUUGCUUUUCUUUCACUACUAUGUAUAUUUGUUUGGCAUUACCAGAGGAGAAACAUAUUACUCAGUGGCUUUUCAAAGUACACAGGCUGUAUGCUUACAUCAAGUAGUAAAUUCAGCUUGCCCAAGCUGACAAAUGCAUUUGUCUGUAUCUUGUGGUUUUCUGUGUUUGUUUGGCUGUCAAGCAUGAAAAUUGCACAGCCUUCAAGUUCCAAUAAAGAUAUUUUGACAUAUCUCUGUGCCUGCCAGAAUAGAUGUUGGAUCCUGGUCUGACCUUGUCAACUAAGUGAGCCAGGUGGCCCCUCGCUUUGUUUUGAGAUUAAUACCCUCAGCUGACACCAAAUCAGUCUGUCUUGUAUAGUACUGUGACUCUGAAUUGUCAGGGCACAGGAGAAAUGAUCACCCGUGACAGGGGGAAUGUGGGGCCGCAGGCAGUUUGUGGGUUUUUCCUUCAAAGUGCAUAUUAGAAGGUGUAAUUUGUACAAAUAACAUAAAAUUUUAUGACCCUCAAAAGUGUAAUGGGACUAUUGCUGUUGGCUCUUCAGCCCUCUAGACUGUCUGGCCCACAACUGCUAUAAGGGUCCGGGUGUAGCUGAAUUCAGGAUUUUAGCUCUGAAGAAUUUCUGUUAAUCUGAAGUAUGGGACACUCACAACUUUUUGUGAUUGCAUCUGCUAAGGAAAACCAAAAUCCUGUAUGGACAAUGUCACUGCGGAUAAUAAAGUCAUCUGACACAUGAAAACAGAGGGAUAAACUUUUGCUCUUGCGGGUUUGCAUACGCUUAUGAAGAAACGCUUGACAGAGCUGAGUGGAAGACUCCUGGUGAUUUAAGUGUUCAUUGAAUGAAAUCUGAAAAUCUGUUGCUUGAUUCAGUUUUGUCCAGCAACUGCGACCUCCAAGGCAGAUCUAGCAGUGUUGCCAGAUGGUGAAUGUAGAUUGGAUUCUACCUACUUUUGACUGAAUUUUACUUAAAGAAGAGUUGGGCUUAAGUUUAGCCAUGACUUUCUUCUUCUCAGUUAAGGUGAGAGGAAGACUUUCUUACACAUCAGUCUUUUUUUUUCUUUUGCAUCAAAUGAGCUUUUCCUCAUUAGAUCUGAGCAGUUGUCUCUGUCACUAACUUCUCUGCAGGACUUGAGCAUUUAUUUGUUUAAAUGCUGGUAGGGAACACAGAGCCCUACUUCAAAAUACAUUAAAUGACAUGCACAAGAGUGUUGAUUCCAAUCAAUGUGUGUCUUUGGUUCCCAGUAGCCAUUUAGCAUGGUAAGACUUAUGUUGGGCAUUGGGUGGUUGUCUGAGUUGCUUUCAAGUCCACUACAGUCAUCAUACUUUCCUUUAAUCUUAGAGCAGGCCAUGAAGAAAUUCACCAAAAUUGUUUCUGUUCUGAGUCUCUGCUAGAAAUAGUGUCUUGGUGUGGUUUGCCAUCAUUCAGCCCUUCAGUUACUCCUUGUUUAUCUGUGUUUCAGAGACGUGGCUAUGAAUAUUUUCAGGUGUUGGGGAUUUAAUUCCAUAUUUUCAGGUUGAUGGUCCACAAGGGAAUGACUAAGGCCAGAGAUCUGCUGUAGGAUAAGCACCUUACUGUCUCAGUGCCAUCUGGUCAGUCUCUGAAAGCGUAAUCAGAGAAAUCAGGUCACUUCAUGCCUGCGAGAGAUCCUGAACUGAACAUGACUUGUCUGUCUUGUGCAGCCUGGCACACCCACAAAAAUCCCUGUAAUUACAAGACACUGACAAACCAACAGUUCGGUUUGGCGACAGUCAGACUAACUGCAUCGGGCACGCUAAGUUCAAGAGCUGUUUAGUUGCAGCUGGCAGUACAGCACAGAUGCUCGCAGGACAGAAUUUAGACCUCACAGGAGGCAUUUAUUAUCAUACGUAUGGAAGUCUAUGUGCAGAAAAAUGCCUGCUCAACAGAUGAUUGUGAUCAACUGUCUACUACAGGGCACAUGUACAACCUUCUAACUAUGUUAUCACAUUUGUGAUAAGUGUAGCACACUCAAAGCAACUAACAGAUCUUGGUUAAUAAGAUCAAACAAUAAUCCAAAUGCUAAACAGCAGUAGGGUUUCCCUCAGCUGACGGACAAGAUGACAUUUAAGAUCUGUCAGUGGCAGAAGAGUGCUUUUCUGCUGAUUUCUAUGAUGUUUGGUCAUCAGCACUGAUCCCAACCUUAGGAUCGAAUCCUAGAUGCUCUUAGAAUCAGACCAUCGGCAUUCUAAGCUGGAGUGCACUGGAAAAUAUUGUCUUCGCUAGGCAGGUUGUCAAGACAAAGCUUGCCAUUUGUCUUGUUGCAGAGCCCCAUGUCAUAUGGCUAGCUGUGUGGCGUGUUCACCGAGUAAUGCUAAAACCCAUUUGUAUCCCAGAAUUUUGUCUAAGAGAUAGAUAGACCUGGGAAUAAUUUUUUCAUGAAAAAAUUAAAAGUGAAGUCCAUCUGUUUACAGAUGCUAUCAGAGAAACACAACAGCAUGCAGCAGUGUCUGCAAGUCCCUCAUUAAAGCAUUCCCUUUGUUUUUACUAACUUCAGUUAUCAACUUUUCAUUACUUGAGAAAAAAAAAUGAUGACAGUUGUCACUUGCCUCUUAUCUUGAAGUUGUUUGAAUACACCAAGAUUAAACACUUAAGCAUCUUCCUUUGUCUUAGUAAGCAGUACUAGUGUAUAUUUAACUUUUUCUGUAAAAAUCAUCAGAUGAUUGGAUGAUGAAAGAAAAAAUAUUUGAGUUGAAGUUAUAUCUAGCAAAGAAGGAUAUGUGGUUGAUAUUAGCCUUUUUUCUGUUCCCAGACAUGAGUUUACAGUUUCUGAUACCAGGACUUCUUCACUGACUGACCUCAACAACUGGAAAAGCCAUCUUUUGUCUCUUUGGGCUGAUAGUCACCCACCCGUUCUUUAUUUAUGUGGGAUCUUACCUCAGAAUGGUUUUGCUGUCUGAAUUUCCUCAAGUUUUUUUCCUCGUGCUGAACUAUUAUAAUUUGACACCAUUAAUUUCUGUCCACAAGACCAAAAGAACUGCAUGUUAUCAAUAAGAUAAUAUAAAAUGGUGCAGCAUUGCAUUGACUAUUUCCAGGCAUCAUUUUUUGUACCAAAAACAGCUUCUGUUACAGGACUUGAGCAUCUCUGUUUCAAGACACCAUAUGAUUGUCUCAAAGUCAUGGGAUGAGUAGGGAUUUUUCUAUUAUUUAAUUUAUAUUUCAGCCUUCACUGCAAUAACUUUGGAUCAAUGUAAUCUCAGUUAUCAGAUGUGGAAAUCUGUUCCCAGAUAUAUUAUUUAUUCCUCAAAUUAACAUCUGUUGUUGAGAUUGUUGCUAUAUAGUUCUAUUGAUUUUACUAAUAGGUUGUAAAAAAAAAAAAAAGUGAUAACUACAGUGCUUUGAGAUAAAGUACUUGAAGGUGUGGGAGGAAAAGGUGAGAGCACAGGGCUUUUAGGUAGAGCUAGUAAGUACGAAGAACCAACCUCUGGCCUCUUGCCAGGGGUAACUGCUUGCUUUGAAAACUCUGAGAACCAAUACACUUAGAGGACUACUGACUGUCUAAAAUGUCUCCAGCCAAAGGCUAGAUAAUUACUAUAAAGUGUACGUGGAAAUGGAGUGAUAGUUACGUGAGGUUUUGAGGUAAGGUAUAUUGCUUCAAAGUUGAGCAUUUAGGCCUCUUCUGAAACACACCUUGUUUUCUAAUCUUUCAGGUUAAGGACAAGCACAGCUUUGAUGCAAGACUCUGGUUGCUCAGAUUACUUCUUGUUAGCAAUGGCAGGUGAAGGCUGCGGUGCCCCCUGGCCAGCUGGAUCUCCCAGACCCUAACAAGUUCAGGCAAAUUAUGCCCCCUAUUUCUUUGACAAUGGAGCCAGAAGCACAAAUGGGAACAUGGCACUUCUCAGCCUUUCGGAGGACACACCUGUUGGUACCCAUGUGUAUACCCUGAAUGGAACUGAUCCUGAAGGAGAUCCUGUGACAUAUGGCCUGACCUAUGAAGCCGGAUCAAGACGCUACUUCUCUGUUGACAGAAAUCUUGGAAAUGUUACGCUAAUUGAGGAACUUGACAGAGAGAAAGAAGAUGAGAUUGAAGUUAUUGUCAGUAUUUCAGAUGGCCUGAGUACAGUUUCGGAAAAAGUUAGGAUCCUUGUAACAGAUGCUAAUGAUGAGAGCCCGGAGUUCAUCAAUACACCUUACAUAGUCCAAGUCCCAGAGAACACUCCCUCUGGCAGCAGUAUCUUUAAGAUCGAGGCAGUGGACAGAGACACUGGUUCUGGGGGAAGUAUCACCUACUUCUUGCAGAACAUCCAUGCUAAUAAGUUUACAAUAGACCGUCACAGUGGUGUCCUGCGCAUCAAAACAGGGGUCACCCUGGACUAUGAGAAAUCAAGAACACAUUUUGUCGUCGUCGUAGCCAAGGAUGGUGGUGGGAAGCUCAGGGGAGACAACAAAGUGUUUUCAGCCACAACAACGGUUACUGUCAAUGUGGAGGAUGUUCAGGACACACCUCCCAUGUUCAUCGGGACUCCCUACUAUGGAUAUGUCUAUGAGGAUACACUCGCAGGCUCUGAGGUCCUCACUGUUGUUGCUCUUGAUGGAGACAGAGGAAAGCCUAACAGUAUUCGUUACUGCCUCGUGAAUGGAAGCGAAGGUUCCUUUGAGAUCAGCAACACAACUGGAGCCAUUUCUGUUAUAAAAAGCCCAAAUCAGCUCAAGAAAGAAGUGUAUGAACUAAAAGUUCAGGCAUCCGAAGUCAGUCCAGAAGGUGACAUCUCUGUGUAUGCUUUUGCCAUGGUGACUAUAAGGGUGGUUGACCUCAACAAUCAUCCUCCAACGUUUUACGGAGAAAACGGUCCCCAGAACAGAUUUGAACUGACCAUGUAUGAGCAUCCCCCAGAGGGUGAAAUCUUGAGGGGACUGAAGAUUACAGUCAACGAUUCAGACCAGGGAGCAAAUGCUAAAUUCAACCUCCGUCUUGUUGGACCUGGUGGCAUCUUCCGAGUUGUUCCCCAAACUGUCCUGAAUGAGGCUCAGGUUACAAUAAUAGUGGAAAAUUCUGCUGCUAUUGACUAUGAAAAAUUCAAGGUGUUAACCUUCAAGCUUCUUGCAAUAGAGGUGAACACACCAGAGAGAUUCAGCUCAACAGCUGACGUAGUGAUACGCUUACUGGAUACCAAUGACAAUGUCCCGAAAUUCUCCUCUGACUACUACAUUGCCAGGAUCCCUGAGAACUCCCCAGGAGGCUCAAACGUAGUUGCUAUAACUGCUACAGAUCCAGAUUCAGGACUUUGGGGAGAAGUCAAGUACUCUAUCUAUGGAACAGGAGCAGAUCUGUUCCUAAUCCACCCAUCAACAGGUAUAAUUUACACCCAGCCCUGGGCUGUAUUAGAUGCUGAAGUGAACUCAAAGUAUAAUUUCUAUGUGAAAGCAGAGGACACAGAUGGGAAGUACAGCCUGGCUGAAGUGUUCAUCACUGUGCUAGAUGUCAAUGAUCACUCUCCAGAGUUCAAUGAAAACAUCCAGGAAAAGACGAUGAUCAUCGGGUCACCGGUGAAGAUAGAGGCUAUAGAUCAAGAUGCAGAAGAACCCAACAACAUUGUUGAUUAUUCCAUCAUGCAAGCAGACCCAGCCAACGUGUUUGAUAUAGACCAAAGCACUGGGGAAAUCAAGCUGAAAUCCUAUAUCCGUUCUCUGGACAUCAUCCACAACAUUACAAAGAACAAAGACUGUAUAUGGUCAGUGGUGGUGCAGGCCAAAGACCGAGGCUCCCCUUCCUUCAGUACCACAGCAGUUCUGAAGAUCGAUAUCACAGAGGAGACUCUUCACAAAGGGCCUAUGGCCGCCUUUUUGAUGCAAACUAAAGAUAACCCCAUGAAAGCCUUAGGAGUGCUAGCUGGUGUCAUGGGCAUAAUGGUGCUGAUAACUAUCAUGAUCUCUACUGCCAUGUUCUGGCGCAAUAAGCGCUCCAACAAAAUCAUGCCGGUAAGAAGGAUCAUAAAAAAGAGGCAGCCCCAGCCGUCCCGCACGGUCAGGAUGGAGUGGCUGAAGUUCAAGAGGCCCAGCAAUGCCGCGGAGAAGUUUGUCGUCGAGGAUGAUGCACAGAGCCUGCAGAACGAGAACAGCAACAACAACGUCCAGGUUGCCCCCGUGCCACCAGCCGCCCCUGUGCCCCCGCCGCCUCCUGCCCUGGCUUCCAGCGGGGACGCCGCAGGGUGGCGGGUGCCAACCGUGUCCGGCUCCCUCACCCCCAAGUUCAUCAAAAAACAGCUGAAGAAGCGAGGUCACAGCAGUGCCCACAACGCCCUGGUGUCAGAGCUCAAAAUGAGGUUUGAGAAGAGGAAUGCGGCUAUCGGCGAGCCCCACAUCUAGGCGCUUUCGGCAGCCCCAGAGACUGCGCCUUGUGGCUGUGCGUGGAUAUAUUACGUGCCGUGGUCCUCCCUGUGUCUGUCAGCACCCUGUGAACUGAGAGCAGCUUCUUGCUCCGAUAGUCCCCCUCACCUCCUGAAAGUAUUACAUGCUACGAAGUUGCCCCACCUGUACCAAACGCUGUGGUCCAUGCCCAGCUAGGACUGCACUUCCUUUGUGUCGUGUCCCAGUGCUGGUUCCACCCUGCAGCUGUCUGAUGGGUGCUCAGUACUAUGCCCCUGCGCUAGGCAGUCUCCCCAAGCGACCAGCAGCUCAGCUUGCCCCAGUUUGGGAAGCCCUUAGCUGGAGUCCUGUUCUGCAUCAAGGUGCUCUGCAACCGAGGCACUGGCAGAUGCCACUUCUCGUCUGGUCCAGCACGGGGGUCUGAGGUGUCCGAAAACCCCCCUCAAUUCCCAGGCCCAGUGUUGAAGAUGCUGGCCUGGCUGUGGCACCAGGGUUGGUGUGCGGGGCUCCUGGAGCAGCGGCACGGCACGCUGGGAGGGAGCUGCACGUAGCUGGUGCCUGCUGCCCUUGGGGCGCGAAGUGCAGGGUAGCAGCUGGCAGAACGAUGUGCUGACGGCCUUGGUACCCCUCAUCCUGCAGGUAAGCGGGCAGGCUUGGAGAAGUUCUUCAUUUUCCUGCCGUUUAUGCUGGAUUCUGCCGGAGCACAUUGGCAUGAUGCUGCGCUUCGCUUCCACCCUGGACUUGCCUGCUAAUCAGGGAAGGGAGGACCAGCCAGGCCAGGAUGCAAGCACAGAAAUUCAGUAGCAGCACUCACUCAAUACUGCCUCCUUCCGACUCUGCAUCCCCUAAUGAGAGGCAGGCCAGCAGGAGGACUUGAUUAAAGCAGCAGGGAAGAUAAGGUAAAGGCGAGAGAAAAAUGAUAAGUGAAAAAUAGAGACAAGUGCUGGAAAGUCACAUAUGUCGGUCAGGAAUGUGUCUGGAAAGAUUACUUGUUUUUUUUUUUAUGCUGCUAGCAGGAGGUGUCGGGGAAUGUAUUUCAUCACCUCUCCUGGCUUGCUCCAGGGACUGGUGAGUGCAAAAGGAAGUUUCCAUAAAAUAUUCUGGCUCGUCCUAGUAGCAUUUUUGACUGAAUUAUGCAACAGCUAACUGGAAAGGGUGUGGGGAGGAUGACAAUUUUUUCCUGUUAGGUGACAGUAAAAAGGCACUGAAGGCAGAGCAGAUUUUUUUACUGGCCCUCCCCACAGUUUCUCUCUCGUGUUUGUUUCUGAGGAGCUGUUUUUCAGCUGGGCCUGGCUGUUUCCUGUCGCCUGGGGAGAAGGCAGCAUGCACUGGCCUAGCUGGGGAGCAGCGCCCUAUGCUCAAGCCCUGACCCCGUAAGGCAGCUGUGCUGGCUGCCGUGGCUUUGCUGUUGUGGAUGGACACCAUGAGCAUCAGGAUGGGGAACAAACCCUAAGUGACAGGCUGCUGUGUUCAUUCGAGGCUGCUUUUUGUCAUUUCAGCUGGACCAGCGGACCUGCUCCUCUGGGGCUCCUCUUCCUUCACCCCAUUAGCUGGUCUUAUUCCCUUCAGCCAGACCAGGGUUUCAUCACCUUAGCAGAUAGCUGGUUCAAUGAGCCAUCACCAACAGAGAGAAAAAUCCUCUAUUUUUUAACUUCCAUUUACUCCACCCAGCAGCCAGAGGGUAACCGUGGUUCUUGUCACCCACGGGCUGAGCCAGGAGCUGCAGCUGAGAGGGGCCGCAGGGCCUGGUGCUGCCCCGAGUUUGCUGCAUAAGCUGGCACCAGCCCUGGUGGUGCCGGGCUUCGGGCCAUGCCCGUGCGCUGGGUCUCCUCGCAGCGCGAGCCACCGGGCCCAGCUCUCCAGGCACGCAGUGCGUCAGGACUCAGCCCCCUCUCUGCGCAGGUCAGGGACUGCGGGCUGCAGAGCAGCAAGGAGCAGCAGUCUGCUGGGUGUGGGGAGCAACACACAUAAAAUGCACACUUGAACGUUUCUCUGAGGUGGCCCCUUGGUAUGGGACUGCACGAGGAGCUGCAUGAGGGGCCGUGCAGCUGUAGAGCUGUCGGUAAGGACAGCGCAGUCUGAGGGCCGUGCCCUGAACCAGGCAGAGGCUUCACAGGGAGCAGAGGCAGUGGCAGGGGGGUGAUGAGUGCCCAGCAUGGAGGGGCAUGGCAGCAUGGCAGCCCUUGUUGGUGCCGAUGGCUCCUUUUCCACCAGGUCUUUCAUUUUCUCCACCCUUUUCUCGCCUUCCCUCAGGGCCCGUUGCUUACCCCUGCUGCUGGCUCCCAGGCCGUUGCAUUGUGCACUGCGUCCACCUCAUUCUCUGGCCCUGAGCCAUUUGGAGGGAGGGGACACGCAGCCCUGUCACCGCCGCUCAGCCUCGGUCCCACUCCCACGGCCCCACAGGCUCCUUUCACUGGCUGUGUCUCCUGCAGGCUCUGCAAUGUUUCAUGGGGCACCAAAGGCUUGUGAUCUAUUCCCCAUACUACUGUUUUCCUGAUGUCGUGUUGAAGCCAGUAUUCAGUGGUCAUUCUCAGAUGAGGAAAGCCUGUAAAGACCAUUCAAUUAAGUGAGAUUUAGCAGGAAUUACAGGCUUAGUGUUAGAGAUUAUAUUUAAGAGGGAAUAAAGUUGUUUUAUUACUAUGUUGUGAGACUUUUCCAGUUACUUUGUACUUCAACUUCAGAGGGUUUUUUUUAUAAAUUAAAAAAAAAAAAAUUACAAAUGA
This is a messenger RNA of Anas platyrhynchos (mallard), 17113 nucleotides long. NCBI's taxonomy places the organism in Eukaryota, Metazoa, Chordata, Aves, Anseriformes, Anatidae. The record is from RefSeq and is a predicted model, not a curated record.